Molecule: messenger RNA, 1650 nt
Organism: Canariomyces notabilis
Lineage: Eukaryota; Fungi; Ascomycota; Sordariomycetes; Sordariales; Chaetomiaceae
Product: putative short-chain dehydrogenase
Exons: 1
Coding region: 245-1348 (367 amino acids)
Source: RefSeq, a predicted model, not a curated record
AAAUCCCAAAACCAACAGACCGAGAUCAGCCCACCAACCUUGACUGCCAGGACAGAAAGUACUAUAUAGGAAGGUAGCUAAGGUAGCCAACUCCGCAACUCGGCCUGCCGGGCCUGCUUUACCAAUCCAAGCCGAGACUUCUCAAAACACACCAGGCUAUCCCUACCUUACCAGACCUCAGUACUAACUGGAGGCUGGUACCGGACUACGAAUCGCCCACAACAUUGCAACAUUGGCAACUGCCAUGGACGGCAAGGGCACCAUCCUCCUCACGGGCGCGAACGGCGGGUACGGCCGUGCCAUCGUCUCCCACAUCCUAUCCACCCCUUCACUCGCCGCACAACAUCACGGCAUCUACACGGUGCGCAAUGCCGCGACCGCCUCCGCUCUACACCGCACUCUCCAGUCCUCCCCAAACAGUCCCUCACACACCCACGACAUCAUGUCCAUGGACCUCUCCCGACUCAGCAGCGUGCGUGAGGCAGCGGCGUCCAUCAACGCGCGCGUAGCGGCCGGCGAGAUCCCGCCGAUUCGUGCUCUUAUUCUCAACGCGGGUUUUAUUGACCCCUUUAAGCAAUCUUGGACUGACGACACGGAGGAGGACGGGCGAAGGCUGGACAUGACAUUUGUGUCUAACUACCUUGGUCAUUGGUUGUUGACGUUGCUGCUGCUGCAGAGCAUGGAUCGGGAGCGGGGGAGGGUCGUGGUUGUGUCUAGCUCGGUGCAUGAUCCGGAGGAUAAAAGGAAUGAUGUGACGGGGUGCUAUAAGGACAACAAGUGGAGGACUUUCUUUUCCUAUGACGAAAGUGGAAGUGGAAGCGGAAUGACGGACCCCAUUGCCUACGGUACCUGGAGUAAUAACAGUACCGACAACGACGCCGCAUGGCGCAGCGCUCAGCGGCGGUACGGAGCCUCCAAGCUGUGUCUGGUCAUGAUGGUGGGCGAGCUGCAGCGCCGGCUUGAUGCCGACGCGAGGCUAAACAAGAUCUGUGUGCUCGCCGUGGACCCGGGGACUAUGCCGGGGACUGAGCUUGUGCGGCGAAGUGCCUGGGUUGUGGUGUUGAUCUUUAGGUUUGUCCUCGCGCCGCUCGCGGUUUUGACAACAUGGCUGAGCCCAAACGGAUCGCUGAGGACUACCAGGAAGUCGGCGGCUGAUAUGAUGGUUCUGGCGCUGAAACGUGGUGAGCCGCUGUGUGAGUAUCCAAAGGGGUGGUAUAUGAAUGGUUUGGAGCGGGCAGAGCCGAGUGACGAAUCGAAGGAUGAGAGGAAACGGGAGUGUCUUUGGAGGGAUAGUGUAAGGUAUACAAGGCUGGCUGAGGGGGAGACUUGCCUUGGUGAUUGGCGAUGAUCCACCAGCCUCAGAUAUGUCUUAUACAGAUUAGCAGUGAGAGUUCGAUUGCGAGCGAAGAGGACGUUACUAACACCAAGAGACAGUAUGCUGUCAAUCAGAUUAUCAGAAUCAUAUCAGUCCAAGUCCAUCACUACCCUCCAUCGGCCAUCAGUCUACCCUGCUACAAACAAGCUUUACCCUAUCCGCAUCCACCAUCUUAAGCAGCAUCUCCAUAUUCACAUCAUUCACACACUCCACAGCCCGCUUCCUCGCGUCUUCAUCACUCUCCCCAGCCUCCCUCUUCACACUCAAUCGAUGCC